Messenger RNA from Symbiodinium necroappetens, 370 nucleotides. Lineage: Eukaryota; Dinophyceae; Suessiales; Symbiodiniaceae. The record is from the annotation of a GenBank genome assembly.
AUGUGCAAUCUGGGGGGCAAGGGUCCGCAGAGGAGGUGCUGCACUCGAGCCAGGCAGAGGGAGGCUGUACGCCUCGCUGCCCCUGCUCCAGAAGCGGCUCCCUUCACGGGUUUGAAAAAGAAAGGCUUUCCAGCCAGGGAUCUCAUAGAAGAAACGCCCUCGCCCUCGGCGUGCGCGACCUCGCUUACCGCAUCGAAAGCACUCUAUGCACAGCAGGGAUUGAGUGCCUCGAGAUUCAUACACGAUGACCCCUGCUUCACCACGACAGUCGUCUUUGGAUGCCUGCUUUCAGGGUGCCGCCGAUCUCGGCUUGCCGCUUUACGCCUCUGUGGCGCUAGCCAUGGUUUUUGCCUCCGGGCUCUUGCGCAUG